Messenger RNA from Prionailurus viverrinus (fishing cat), 2514 nucleotides. RefSeq names its product NALCN channel auxiliary factor 2 (gene NALF2). Bases 956 to 2374 code for a protein of 472 amino acids. Lineage: Eukaryota; Metazoa; Chordata; Mammalia; Carnivora; Felidae. The record is from RefSeq and is a predicted model, not a curated record. Gene Ontology annotation, molecular function: stretch-activated, monoatomic cation-selective, calcium channel activity. The transcript is spliced from 3 exons. Gene Ontology annotation, cellular component: plasma membrane. Gene Ontology annotation, biological process: calcium ion import across plasma membrane.
UCAGUGCCUCUUUCUCCGCCCCGCUCCCCCGCACCCCCAACACACUCGCACUCUGGCUCUCAAGGUGUUCUCCGCACAGCGGAAGAUGGCGACAGACUGAGGGGGCAUGGCCAGCGGGAGCCACGGGGCCGUGCCGCUUGGCGGCCGCCACAGCGGUGCUAACGGGAGACGGAAGCGAGAGGCGCACUAAGUGAAGCCCCGUGUCGGCGUCCGGUGCCUGUGGCGCCGCCAGGAGCCAGGUGGCCCGCCCGAGCCAGAACUCUGGGAGCAGCAGGCGCGGAGCCGGAGCGGAGCCGGCCCGGGACCGGCCCGGGCGAACGGCCAGAGCGCGAGCGAAGCCCGAAGGGCCGGGCAGUGGGCCGGCCGGCAGGCCUAGGAGGGCGCAAGCGAGGCAGGGAGCGGCGCGGAGCAGGCAGCAGGCGGGCGGGCGGACGAGCGGGCGGGAGCGGCGCGGCGCGGCGCGGGGCGAGCGAGCGGAGCGCGGUGGCUGGGCCCGCACGGCGGCGCUGAGGGGCGCAGAGCUGCGCUGAGCGGAGACGGCCAGAACAGAGUGCGAGCCGGGCGGCCGCCGGCGCGGAGUGGAGUGGCGCGGAGCCGAGGGCAGCUGAGGGGCCCGACACUAUGAGGAGUGCGGCGCCGCCGCCGCAGCCGCCACCGCCCCAGUGCCCCGCACCGCCCCCCGCCGGGACACCGGGCAGUGCCUAGCGGGCCGGGCGGCGGCGCCCAGACUGCGAGCGAGGGAGCACGGGAGGAGCGCGGGGACGGCACGAGAGCACCCCGCGACUCUGGCCUUGAGCGGGGCCCCGGGCCGGUGGCCUGCCUCACCAUGCAACCUCCGAGGUAGAACCUGGACGGCGCCAAGGAGCGCGAAGCGGCGCGCAGCCCGCUCGCCCGCCAGUGACGGCCGUCCGGCCGCGCGCCUACCUGAUCCCUCCAGCCCGGACCCCCCUGAAAUAUGUUCAGGGGCGCUUGGAUGUGGCCCGGGAAAGACGCCGCCGCGCUGACUAUCUGCUGCUGCUGCUGCUGCUGGGCUCCCAGGCCAAGCGACAAACCUUGCGCUGACUCUGAGCGGGCGCAGCGAUGGCGACUGUCCCUGGCGUCCCUGCUCUUCUUCACCGUGCUGCUCGCUGACCAUCUGUGGCUGUGCGCGGGGGCCCGGCCCCGGGCCAGGGAGCUGAGCAGCGCCAUGCGGCCGCCCUGGGGGACCGGCCGGGAGCGGCAGCCGAUGCCUCCUCGCGCGGUGCUGCCCCUGCGGCCGCCGCCGCCCGGCGAGCCCAGCGCAUCCCCGGGCACUUGCGGCCCCCAAUACAGCAACCUGACCAAAGCUGCCCCCGCUGCCGGUCCCAGGCCGGACUGCGGUGGCGUCCCAGAGCCCACGGGGCUGGACGCAGCUUGCACCAAAUUGCAAUCUUUGCAGAGACUUUUUGAACCGACUACUCCAGCCCCCCCACUGCGGCCCCCUGACUCCCCUUCCCGUGCCCCGGCCGAGUUCCCCUCCGCCAAAAAAAACUUGCUCAAAGGCCACUUUCGGAACUUCACUCUCUCCUUUUGCGACACCUACACGGUCUGGGACUUGCUGCUGGGCAUGGACCGCCCCGACAGCCUGGACUGCAGCCUGGACACCCUGCUGGGGGACCUUCUGGCCGUGGUGGCCAGCCCAGGCUCCGGGGCCUGGGAGGUGUGUAGCAACUGUAUCGAGGCGUACCAGCGGCUCGACCGACAUGCUCAGGAAAAAUAUGACGAGUUCGACCUCGUGCUGCAUAAAUACUUACAGGCAGAAGAGUACUCAAUCCGGUCCUGCACGAAAGGCUGUAAGGCUGUCUACAAGGCCUGGCUGUGCUCAGAAUACUUCAGCGUGACCCAGCAGGAAUGCCAGCGCUGGGUGCCCUGCAAGCAAUACUGCCUGGAGGUGCAGACCCGGUGCCCCUUUAUACUCCCUGACAAUGAGGAAAUGGUGUACGGAGGGCUUCCUGGCUUUAUCUGUACAGGGUUGCUGGAUACUUCGCCAAAGCGGCUGGAAACCAAGUGCUGUGACGUGAAGUGGGUCUCCUGUGAGUCGGAGAAGAAGAAGUUCAAGGAGACUGAGGCCCCCAAAACCCACCACCAGCAAUUCCACCACUCCUAUUUCCACCACUACCACCAACAGUACCACCACUACCAUCCCCGCCAUGACCCUCCAGGCCACAUCAGCCACAAGCCCUCCAUGCUGCCGGUCUCUGGGGGCUCCCGCCUCAGCCCCAGCAGGAUCCGGCUGUAUGUCCUUGUUCUCAUGCUCCUCCAUACCAUGGUGUCCUUCUCCAGUAGCCAGGGUGGUGGAGGACUGGGGCUGGAGGCACUGCCUACCCUAGAUGAGGGCCUGACUCGGGAAGAGUGACAGCAGGGAGGGAGGACAGACCUCCACCACACACUGACAGCAGCUCCAGCCCCCCAGGGGGAGGGGGAGGGGCUCCUCCCAUGGGAGGUAUAGGACCAGGUGGGGGGCGGGGGGAAAUGGGGGGCCACACAUCACCCCCA